AUGUCUCGCCAACAAAUCUCCAACCACUACACCCGCCUCCUCCGCCUCUGGCCCACCGACCGUCUCCGCCCAGCUGAACGACACUUCCAGCGCCUCCUCGAACACCGUAUCCAACAUCCUCCUGCCCACGCCGGGGUUGAAGCCAAGGAAGUUAAUGCCGCGUACCUACUCCUCGACAACGCCGCGAGUAGACAGUUCCCGCUUUCAGACCGGAUCAUGAAGCCACGGAGUGAUCCGCAGCACUACGAGACGUUGGAGAGAGAGAUUGAUGAGGUGCCCGAUCGGACAUUCUGGGGGAGGAUGAUGAAGAGGUUAGGCGGGAUGGUUAGGAUGAAGUGA
Saxophila tyrrhenica is the source of this 339-nucleotide messenger RNA. RefSeq lists its product as uncharacterized. Gene Ontology annotation, molecular function: ribosome binding. Gene Ontology annotation, biological process: mitochondrial respiratory chain complex III assembly. Gene Ontology annotation, cellular component: mitochondrion; Cbp3p-Cbp6 complex. The transcript is spliced from 2 exons. The record is from RefSeq and is a predicted model, not a curated record. Bases 1 to 339 code for a protein of 112 amino acids. NCBI's taxonomy places the organism in Eukaryota, Fungi, Ascomycota, Dothideomycetes, Mycosphaerellales, Extremaceae.